Messenger RNA from Camellia sinensis, 2719 nucleotides. Its product is annotated as curculin-like (mannose-binding) lectin family protein / PAN domain-containing protein. Gene Ontology annotation, molecular function: ATP binding; protein serine/threonine kinase activity. The record is from RefSeq and is a predicted model, not a curated record. Lineage: Eukaryota; Viridiplantae; Streptophyta; Magnoliopsida; Ericales; Theaceae. Gene Ontology annotation, biological process: protein phosphorylation; recognition of pollen.
CAGAGGCAUGUGGCUCAUUUCUUUACACACAGUCGCUCCGACUUGGACUUUCUCUCUCUUCUAUCCGGCGACUCUCCGUCAGCUUCUCCGGCGACAUUGACUCCAUUUUUGCAAAUGGGUUCAACUCAUGCUCUUGUCUUGGUGGUGCUUGGUGGCUUCUUGAAUUUAUAGGGCUUUGAAAGUCUUUUCAGAUACUAGAGGCUGCUCCUACUCUUACGUCUCUUAAUCUGUAUCUCUAGGCACAUUCGAAUAUGUUUGGCCAGGAGAGAAUACUCUUGAUCUUUGUCGGGUUCUUGCUUUGUUCAGCUGUUGUCUCUCAAAUUCCCUUGGGUUCGAAACUUUCAGUAGUAGAAAACAAUCAUUGGUCCUCCUCCAAUGGGAAUUUUGCAAUUGGAUUCUUUAAUCGUUCAGAUCAGUACAGUAUUGGGAUCCAGUUCAAUUCAAACUCUAUCCCAAUUGGUCAACAAACUGUGGUUUGGGUUGCCGGAGCUGACCUUACAGUUGGCGACAAGUCUUACUUCCGGCUGACCCAAAAUGGAGAACUAGUUUUGUUUGAUUCCACUAGGGGAUUCGUUGUUUGGACAAGCAAAACUACCAAUUCAUCGGUUGCUUCAGCAGUUCUUCUUGACAGUGGCAAUCUCAUUCUUCUCAACAGAAAGCAAGAAAUCGUUUGGCAAAGCUUCGACACCCCAACAGACACGCUCCUCCCGGGCCAGAAUUUAUCUAUUUCCCAAUCACUUCGAGCUGCUAGCAGGAAUUCCAUGUCGAGUUACUACAGCCUUCGUAUGGACAUUUCAGGUCAUUUGCAACUCCGGUGGGAAAGUCAUGUCGUCUACUGGACCAGUGGAAAUGGAAUCCAUUCUCAAUCAAUUCUCCGAGCCAUUCUCAACUCUGAUGGAAUCUUGCAGCUUCUUGACCGAAGAUCCAAACCUGUUUGGUCUGUGUUUGGAGAAGAUCACAAUGAUUCAAAUGUGAAACUCCGGUUUCUUAGGCUAGAUGUUGAUGGAAAUCUUCGGCUCUACUCAUGGCUCGAUGUUCUUAGGUCAUGGAGACCGGUUUGGCAAGCUGUUGAGAAUCAGUGUAAAGUUUUUGCAACGUGUGGCCUCUCUGGCAUAUGUGUCUUCAAUGCAUCAAGCUUCCCUGUAUGCAAAUGCCCGUUUUCAUCAACAACCGAUUCUAACUCAAAAUGUUUGGUUCCAUAUGGACAGGACUGUAAAUCCGGUUUCAUAAUGACUAGAUACAAUCACACCUUCCUAUAUGGAAUUUACCCACCAAACGAAACAAUUGCGCAAACUAGUUUGCAACAAUGCAAGAGUUUGUGUGAAAAAGACCCGCUUUGCACUUCUGUGACCUUCGUGAAUGAUGGGACUGCACAAUGCCAAAUCACAAAAACUCAGUACAUCACUGGUCAAUCAGACCCAUCUUUAAGUUCAAUAUCUUUCGUUAAGAAGUGCUCCGAUCCAAUUGCUGCUUUACCCAUAUCCCCUGUACAUGAUACUUCACCGAAACAGUUGAAUAGGCUGUGCAUUCCUUGUCUAAUUGGAGUGGCUUCGUGCACAAUUGUCGUGUUUUUUCUAUUUCAACUUGGAAUUGGAUUCUGCAUCUACAAGCGAAGGAAUUAUAUCAGGACGAAAGCUGCUUUAGCUUACACGGGCCCUAACUCAAACGGUUUGAUCACAUUAUCCUAUGCUGAAAUCAAAGACCUUACGGGGAAUUUCAAGCACCGAAUUGGGCCAAAUAUAUUCGAAGGCAUGUUUCCAGAUAACCAGCUCGUUGCAGUCAAAGAACUGAAAGCGGGCAUUGAAGAAAGGAUGUUCCGUUGCGUUGUUUCAAAAAUAGGAACUAUUUAUCACAAAAGCCUUGUAAAGCUGGAGGGCUACUGUUGUGAGUCGAAUCAUAGAUUUUUGCUGUACGAGUUUGCCAAGAAUGGCUCACUCAGACAAUGCAUAGAAAACCGUAAGGCGUGCAAGAGGCUGACAUGGAGAAAGAGAAUGGAGAUCUGUGUAACCGUGGCGAGGGCCAUUUCAUACUUGCACACACAGUGCAGGGAGUUUGUAAGUCAUGGAAAUCUAAAAUGUGAAAACGUGGUUUUGGAUGAAAACUUCGACGCCAAGGUGAGUGAAUUUGGGUUGGCAUUUGACAAUGGUGGAGCAGCAGAUGAGGAUGUGAAAGAUUUUGGCAAGAUGGUGGUGGAAUUGGUGAGUGGGUGUCGAGAAGCUGACAAUGUUUGCUAUUGGGCUUAUGAGAAGUGGGUAAAAGGAGAGGCGGAGAGUAUAGUCGAUGGAAGAAUAGAAGGCAUGAAGGAUUUGGAAGAGUUGGAGCGAGCACUGAGAAUUGCUUUUUGGUGUUUGCAAAUUGACGGGCAAACAAGGCCUUCCAUAGGGGAGGUUAUUAAGGUUUUAGAAGGAACUUUGACUGUUGAUCCCCCACCACCUCCUUUCAUUUGCCGGAGGCCCCGAGAGGAGGAAGAAGAGUUGUCAGAAUCUGGACCAGAGCUUUAGAACACAAAAAUGGUAUGGAGAUUUAUUUCCUUUAUCUCAUUUUCUCACUCUCUCUUUGUAUAGCGGAGCUAACUGCACGGUGGGAACAGCUUGAAGUCAUGUAGCAAUGGCUAUGAAUUUUGGCCCCAUCUUGAAAGCUAGUCACAUUUGGUAGAUGUAAUAUAGAUUUUUGUUUUUGGGAAGUGAUUGAAUCUUUUGAUGUUGGUAUUUGAAUACAA